This is a messenger RNA of Trifolium pratense (red clover), 1887 nucleotides long. RefSeq names its product exocyst complex component EXO70A3-like. The transcript is spliced from 2 exons. Gene Ontology annotation, molecular function: phosphatidylinositol-4,5-bisphosphate binding. The record is from RefSeq and is a predicted model, not a curated record. Gene Ontology annotation, biological process: exocytosis. Lineage: Eukaryota; Viridiplantae; Streptophyta; Magnoliopsida; Fabales; Fabaceae. Gene Ontology annotation, cellular component: exocyst. The coding region runs from base 1 to 1887 and encodes 628 amino acids.
AUGAAGGGAAAACCAGAUGCAUAUAGUCUACUUUCAUGUGCUGCUUUUGCUAUCAUGUCACUGAGUUUGUCGCGGGAAACUCAGUCCGGAUUCAAAAUCGAUCUUAUAUAUUUUUUCCUCGGAAGUCUAAUUCUGCAACUCAUGAAGAUUAAAUUGCUAUUAUGCAUUCCAGGAGUAGGUUUCGGUUACUUAAUUUUUAUUCUUCGUUCUCAUUUCUCUUCUAUAAAUGAUGCAAUUCAAGCCGAGUCACAUUCACAACAAUUGGUCAGUACUAUUGAUAAUGACGAUCCCACUAGUCUUCAAGAUGAAAAUCUGAAUGUUAUUGUCGAUCCACAUUCAACACAACUGCCCAGUACUAGUACUGCUGAUAUUGGAGGUAGUAUGCUGGAAAAAAUUAGUGAUUGUGUGAAGGCACUUCGGCGAGAAAAUUCAACUCUCAUGGAAAUGCUUAUGGAAAAGUUGAAAGAUUACCUUAGUGACGAUUCUGGAUUUAAUGUGUCUGACCCAGACUUCAUGAUCAUGGCCUUGUCAACUGAAACAAUCGACAACCUUCACAAAACAGCCAAGUUGAUGGUUCGUGCUGGGUUAAAGUGUGAACUCUCCGACGUAUAUACCAGUUCCCGGAGGGAAUAUUUGGUCGAAAGCCUCUCAAGAUUAGGGUUCAAGAAACUCAGCAUUGAAGACCUUCAGAUGUUGUCAUGGAAAGAAAUUGAAGAUGAGAUUAAAAGAUGGAUCAAAGCUUCCAACGUGGCUUUGAAGAUAUUGUUACCCGCCGAACACAAACUCUUCGAUCAGGUUUUCUUUGGAUUCUCCUCCACUGCUGAUUUAUCGUUUAUGGAUGUUUGCAGGGAAUCCACACUUCAGCUGCUGGAUUCCGCUGAUACUAUCGCCAUAGGAAGUCGAUCACCUGAGCGGUUGUUUAGAGUCCUCGACAUGUUUGAAACAAUGCGUGACCUAAUAAUUCCAGAGUUUGAGUCUUUGUUCCCUUAUCAAUACAGUGGAUCCCUGCAAAUCGAAGCAAUGGCAACUUGCAAGAGAUUGGGGGAAGCAAUCAGAGGCAUUUUCAUAGAGUUUGGGAAUCAGAUUUCGCAAGAUUCAACGGAGGAAAUAUAUCAGAAAGAUGAACUUCCCUCGAUCACCAGUUACGUGAUGGAUCAUCUCUGUGCUGCUAGUCGGUCACGGAAGACCUUGGAGCAAGUGUUCGACGGAGAUUAUGGGGAUCCAUUGAAGGAAUAUCCUAAAAUUGAGGAUAGAGUGCAUUCCUGUUCCGAUCUCUCAGUACAGAUGGGUUUGAUUAUGAAGCUAUUAUGGAACAAGUUGGCCGCUAUAGCCAAAUACCAUGAAAAUGUAUUGAUAUAUAACAAGUUACCUCUGUGGCACUCUGGUUUCUUGAUGACAAACAGGAAGUACAUUGCUCAAAAAGCUGAAGAUAGUGAAUUAGGAGCUAUUUUAGGAGAUAACUGGUUCAUCAAUAAUCUACCUGGCCUAUUUCCCUCACAUCCCAUUGAUUUAAAUGAGUUGGCAGACAUAAACGUUUUUUUGCCAGGAGUAGGUUUCGGUUACUUGAUUAUUCUUUGUUCUCAUUUCUCUUCUAUAAAUGAUGCAAUUCAAGCUGAGUCACAUUCACCACAAUUGCUCAGUACUACUGAUAAUGGAUAUCUUACUAGUCUUCAAGAUCAAAAUCUGAACGUUAUCGUCGAUCAACAUUCACCACAGCUGGCCAUUACUUAUAUCGGAAGUAGUAUUCUGAAAAAAACUAGUGAUUAUGUGAAGGCACUUCGGCAAGCAAAUUCAACUCUCUUCGAAAUGCUGAUGGAAAAGUUGAAAGAUUACCCUAGUGAUGAUUCUGGAUUAGUGGAUUUAAUGUGUCUGACACCGACUUCAUGA